ACAAGUUAUAAAUUUAAUAUGUUUGACACCAAAUUUACAUUUCUUAACCCUUGCCGUACCGGCCGGGGUCAUUUCUGACCCCAACCUGAAAAAUAUACAAAUAUGCUAAAAAUAUUGUUUUUUCUCAGCUUUUUUAAGCUAUUAGCAUCGCUUAAGAGUAGAUCUAUGUCGUUUCAUCUAAAAGGGAAUAUACUUAUUUUCCAUAUCGAUUCAACCCCCUGAUACAAAACUAUGUCUUAAGUAUCUAUCAAAUAUAUGAGAGAAAGGAAAAAAAGUUUCAAAAGAUAUUCUAAUGAUUCAUUUACUUAUCUGAAUGGGUAUAAAUUUUCGAUUUUUUGAAAGGAAUUUUUGAAUGGUUUAUAGCUAUCCAAUCAUAAAGGAAAAUGACUUAUAUCGUUGUAGAUCAAAUAUACGAUUUACCUUCUUUUUCUAUAUAAAAGUUUUUUCUCAAAUAAUCUGCAUCUAACUGUGUGUGGUAUUGCAAUUACGAAUAUGACCAGUUCCAUAUUAGAAGAAAAUGAUUCUGAUUAUUUUGAUGAUGAAAAUAGUGGUUCGGAAACAGAAGAUCAUGAAAGUCAAACAUCGGAUGAUGAUGAUGAAAUUGAUUUAGAAAAUCUUUAGAACCAAUCAUAAAUGACAAUUCUGCUCAAGCAAAACGAAAAAGAUGUUCUUUUUGUGAACGUUCAAAGGACAAAAAAACAUCAACUCAAUGCAGUGUUUGUUCUGCGUUCGUUUGUGAUGAACAUUCUGUUAAACGUAUUUUUUGUAACACUUGCUGCAAAUAAAAAAUGUCAUUCUAGUAAUUUUUUUUAUUGCAUCGAAUAUGAAAAUGGCAUAUUUCCUCAGGGGAGUAUCCCAAAGUACAAAAAAAUAUUUUAUGAAAAUAUAUAUUGUCAAUAUAGUACUUAAAAUAGGCCGGUACGGCAAGGGUUAAAAUGGAAUUUUCAAUCGAUCGAUCAAACUAAAUUAAAAUCAAUUGAACAAAGUGAAAAUUUUCGAUCUCUAUCAAAUACAAAUAAAAUUCAAAAUUUACAAAUUCUUCAUUGUUGUUCAUUCGAUGAAAUUCAAUUUUUUAUUAAUUUAUUUCCACAAUUAGAAUCUCUACAAACUGGAGUAUUUCGAAAACAAAUCGUUCAAAUUACACGAUGUUUAUUAUCAAAAAUGGAUCAUUUAUUUUUUUUACAUAUUACAGAUAUUAUUAAAACAUAUUUAAAAAAAUUAAAUUUUUUAAUUAAAUCAGAAAAUUUACUUGAUGAUUAUUUGAUUAAAUUUAUUGAUCAUGAUUUAUAUUUAUGGUGGUAG
Molecule: messenger RNA, 1302 nt
Organism: Rotaria sp. Silwood1
Lineage: Eukaryota; Metazoa; Rotifera; Eurotatoria; Philodinida; Philodinidae
Source: the annotation of a GenBank genome assembly